Oikopleura dioica is the source of this 327-nucleotide messenger RNA. Lineage: Eukaryota; Metazoa; Chordata; Appendicularia; Copelata; Oikopleuridae. The record is from the annotation of a GenBank genome assembly.
AUGGCGCAACUUUCUACCGCUCAAGUUCAAGCCCAUCUCUCAAACGACUCCGUUCUCUUCAUCGAUGUCCGCCGACCAGACGAGCUCGAAGCCGGGAAACUCGGCGCCAAGAACUUUUUGAACAUCACCCACACCAACGUUCCUUCCGAAUUCGCGAAAGAAGCGGGCGAUUUCAAGAGCGCUCAUGGAAUCGAAAAGCCGAAAUUGGAGCAGGAAAUUAUCGUCUACUGCCAAAAAGGGAAAAGAGGACAAAUGGCACAGAAUGCAUUGAUCGAACUUGGCUACAAAUCCGUCUCCAACUGGGAAGGUGGUUAUUCUUCUCUCUAA